AUGGAGCUACCAAAAUUAGCGAGACAGGCAAAGGAUAGUAUGACACGCUUCUCAACAAUAUUAUACAAAUUGAAUGAUUUUAUUCUUACAAUUUACAAAGCUAAACCCAAUAAAAAAGCAUUGAUAAUUAGUUCAGUGUAUUCAUACGUUGAAAUUGAAAAGAGUGACACUCGUAUACCAGAGACAAUUAGAUUUUACAAUAGCACAAAAUUCGGUGUAGAUGUAACUAUUCAAAUGGCCAGAAAAUAUUAUAUAAAAUUUAAAUAUCAAAGAUGGCCUUUACAGGUGUUUUUCAAUAUCUUACAUUUAGGCGGGAUAUAUGCUUGCAUUUUAUACAAAGAAACGAUGGGUAAAGAAAUAUCGAGGCAAGAAUUUUUAUUUCAAUUGACAGAAGAAUUUGGAACCGAAUAUCAGAAGGAGAGACACUUAAGCAAAGAAUAUUCAUCAGAAACAAUAACAAAUACAGUUAUAAAUAUGCUGUAUAGAUAUGAAAUAUCAUCAUGGACGGAAAGCUGGUUAAAUAAGAUAUUGUAA
Messenger RNA from Vespa velutina, 534 nucleotides. RefSeq lists its product as uncharacterized. The coding region runs from base 1 to 534 and encodes 177 amino acids. The record is from RefSeq and is a predicted model, not a curated record. NCBI's taxonomy places the organism in Eukaryota, Metazoa, Arthropoda, Insecta, Hymenoptera, Vespidae. The transcript has a single exon.